AUGGUCGUGGCGGAAAUCCUGGCCAACCAACUUGUAGUCAUCCUCAACAAGAUUGACAUGCUUCCUGCGGAAAAGCGCAAGAAGAUUCUCGACAAAGUCAUCAAAGAGCUGCGAAAAACCUUCGCGCGGACGAAGUUCGGGGAGGACCUGCCCUUUGCAUGUAUCUCAGCACACCCCCAGGAUGGUGCUGCGCCCUUGGGUGCCGAUGAUCUCAUCAAUGUGAUUAAGAACACCCUUGCGAUACCUCAACGAGACCCAUCUGGGCCCUUCAUGUUUGCCUUUGACCACGCGUUUGCCAUCAAAGGUCAAGGAACAGUGCUCACAGGUACGGUCCUGUCGGGGGCGGUGAAGCCGCAGAUGGGCAUCGUGGUUCCACAGUUGGGCGAGGCGGGGAAAGGAAAGAAGGUCCGCAGUCUCCAGAUGUUCCGGCAGCCUGUGCAAGAAGCUAUCCAAGGUGAUCGCGUUGCCAUGUGCGUGGCCGCUUUGGAUGCCAAGGAGCUGGAACGUGGCAUCGUCCUAGGGGAGAAGUUCCCUGUUCCCAUGCUAGAUGCUGCUGUAUGUGUAGUUGACAAGAUCAGCUACUUCAAAAGUGUGGUGAACACCAAGUCGAAGUUUCAUGUGACUUUGGGUCAUCAAACCGUCAUGGCCACAGCCCACUUCUUUUGCCCCUUCCCGGGGUCCAGCAGCUCAAGCUCCGCACCUGGGGCAAGGAAGGAGACAGCUCCGAAAGCCAAGACGGAGACCAAAGGCUAUCCAGGCUCCAAGGGCCCCACCCUUGCCAUGGGUUUGGAGCUCGUCGAGGCAAAACAAGUGGCCAACGAGCUUCGACUUCUCUCAGAGCUAUUUACACGUGGAUGA
Molecule: messenger RNA, 858 nt
Organism: Durusdinium trenchii
Lineage: Eukaryota; Dinophyceae; Suessiales; Symbiodiniaceae
Source: the annotation of a GenBank genome assembly